AGAAGCGAUCUCUAGCCCAGGCUUACCCGACCGCCUGCUUUCCCCGAUGAAUGGCACCAUGGCGGCAUCGUCCAGCAGAGUCACACUGGGGCCUCUGGUAGCGGCCAUCGACCAGGGCACAAGCUCCACUCGCUUCCUGGUCUUUAAUGCUAAAACAGCAGAGCUUCUCAGUCACCAUCAAGUUGAGAUUCAACAAAGUUUCCCUAAGGAGGGAUGGGUGGAAGAAGACCCAAAAGAAAUUUUGCAGUCUGUUUAUGAGUGCAUGGAUCGAACCUGUGAGAAGCUUACCCAGCUCAACAUUGAUAUCUCCAACAUCAAAGCCAUUGGUGUGACCAAUCAACGAGAAACCACCUUGGUCUGGGACAAGGAAACUGGCGAGCCGCUUUACAAUGCAAUUGUGUGGCUGGACUUGCGCACACAGUCUACUGUGGAGAGAUUAAUCAGCAAAACACCGGGCAGAAACAAGAACCACCUGAAGCAUAAGACAGGGCUUCCUAUCAGCACAUACUUCAGUGCCGUGAAGCUCAGCUGGCUAAUGGACAACGUGGAUGAGGUCCGCAAGGCUGUACUUUCACACACGGCCAUGUUCGGUACCAUUGACUCCUGGCUUAUAUGGUGCCUAACAGGAGGAAAGAAAGGUGGGGUCCAUGUCACAGAUGUGACCAAUGCCAGCAGGACCAUGCUGUUUAACAUUUACACUAUGGACUGGGACCCAGAUCUCUGCAACUAUUUUGGUAUACCAAUGGAAAUUCUGCCCAAAGUGCGGAGUUCAUCUGAGAUCUACGGUUUAAUGAAAUCUGGUGCACUUACUGGUGUUCCUAUAUCAGGGUGUCUAGGGGACCAGUCUGCUGCUCUUGUGGGACAGAUGUGCUUUCAAGACGGCCAGGCUAAAAACACUUACGGCACCGGUUGCUUCCUGCUCAGGAACACAGGAAACAAGCCAGUUAUGUCUGAUCAUGGCCUCUUAACCACAGUAGCAUAUAAACUGGGUCGAGACAAGCCAGCCUGCUAUGCUUUAGAGGGAUCAGUUGCCAUAGCGGGGGCAGUGGUGCGCUGGUUGAAGGAUAAUCUUGGGAUUAUCCACAGCUCUGAAGAGCUAGAGAAACUGGCUGCUGGUGUUGGCACGUCUUAUGGCUGCUACUUUGUCCCUGCUUUUUCAGGGCUGUACGCACCCUACUGGGAACCGAGCGCCCGAGGAAUCAUCUGUGGUUUGACUCAGUUCACAAACAAGAGUCACUUGGCGUUUGCUGCUUUGGAAGCAGUUUGCUUUCAGACCCGAGAGAUCCUGGAUGCUAUGAACCAGGACAGUGGAAUUCCUCUGAGUCAGCUACAGGUGGACGGAGGGAUGACCUCUAACCGACUCCUCAUGCAGCUCCAAGCUGAUAUCCUCUGCAUUCCAGUAGUGAAGCCAUCCAUGCCGGAGACUACUGCUCUGGGAGCGGCUAUGGCAGCAGGAGCAGCAGAGGGCGUUAGCGUUUGGAGUCUGAACCCUGAAGACCUCAGCGAGGUCACAUCGGAGAAAUUUGAACCUCAGAUCAACCCAGAGGAGAGUGAGUUCCGUUAUGCUCGCUGGAAGAAGGCUGUCCAAAGAGCCAUGAACUGGGAGACCACAGAGCCAGUCAGCAUAGUAAAUGAGGAAUCUAGUUUCUUCAGUAGUGUUCCCCUGGGCUUUUACAUUCUGGGUAGCAUGCUAAUGUUAAUUGGAGCAAAAUAUAUUACAGGUCACAAGUAGACUUCCUGAAUGCACUUCAGUGUUGGAGGGUGAUGGAAGACAUUAAGGUUCCUGGUACGUCCUUCAGCUGCGUCGAUGGUGCAGUGUCUUGUCACUCUGUCAUGAAGUUCCACUGGCAGUCAUGGACAUUCCAGCUGUUGCUACUAAGCUCUUGAUCUCACUUUGUUGGAAAUAUCUGUCAACAGAAACCUCAGAAGGCUACAGAACAUGAAGUUGCCAUAUUUGGCAAGUUGGGUACCUAUAAUGAAUUGCCAUUGUCUUUUGCACAGUCCACCAGUGUACAUGCGAGGAAAUAUUUGGCAGCUUCAUCUGAACAAAAUGAUUUUUUUGCUUCCUUUCUUUGUUGCCAUAAUUUAUAAACUGUGUGAUCGGGCGACUGUAUUGUUGUUCAUCCAGAAAUAUCUGGCAACCCAUAUUGUUAUACGCACACACUGAUUAGCCAAAUCAUUAGGACAGCUAGACUAAUAUGUUGCCAAAACAGCUUUGAGAAAUGGUCACCUGAAGUCCCUGUGGUAUCUGGUACUAGGACAGAAGGUCCAUUAAUUUUUGUCUGUGUAAAGUGGCACAUCUUGCAGUCCAUCCUGAUUCUUAUUUUGUACCAUUUUCUUCACCGCUCACCUUUGUCAGGGUCACGCUGGAUUCAGUUUCACCAAGAAACACUGUGGCUAUACCAGGAAUACCCUGGACAGGGCACCGAUUCAUUGCAGGGCUUGGGGAUCCACCACCCUCAGACAUAGCCAUUCAUGUCUGUAUAGGGUCCAUAGCUGGUUAGCAUUGCUGAGAUUCAAACCUGGGUCUCUUUGGUGGUGGUUAGUGUAAUAGAUAGCUGCACAACCGAAAUGUCCUUUUGGUGCCAUCACAGUACAGUGCAAAUGACGGAUUGUGGCUUGUCCUUCUUCGGACCACUGUUGGUUGCCUAUGAGUUCCUCUCAAGUAACUUCAGCCCAGUGAUAUGGGCAUAAUGAUUUGGCCCUUUGUAAAGUUACUCAGGUGUUUAUGCUGAUCAUAUUUGCUUCAUUCAACACGUGAACUACGAGUAACUACCCACAGCCCAACAUUUACUGUAUCCCUGACCGUGCUCUGCACAAUUGUUAUGAAAUAGAAAUUGCCUUGCACAUUUUUGGUGGAUGGUGAAAACCAAUGCUUUGGCUGAUUGGUUUAUAUACGGACGGCUCAAGAUUUGGAGCAUUUAAAUGAAUUUUGGCACUGAAUACAGUUUUUAGGACUUUUAUAUGGUUUUACCAACUGUGUCAUGUUGAAAGCAGUACUGUGUUUUACUGUGUCAAAUCUAAUUCAAAAUACUGUGAAUCCUGAGGUUAAAAGUCCUAGAAUUACAGUAAAACUGGGACUUUGUCUAAAUGCUAGUUAGUCUUUUUUAUUAUACAUUACAUAUCUUAAUGUUUAGUUGCUGUUUCAUCACAACUAAAUGUUACAGAAGAGAAAAUACACCUACAGUUUUUCACAACAGUAGAAGGUUUUUUGCUGUUUGGAACUAAUGGUUGAAAGCGCACAGUAGGUUAUCCAUUUAAAACUGUUAUAGUGCAUUUCAAAGGAUGUUUUAUGUAAAAGAGAAUCACACCAUCUCAGUAGUGCAAGGAGAAGAUUUCUGUAAAAGAAUGGGUCUACUUACUCUGACAUGAAAUAGAAGUCUGAGUAUAAAUACAUAACUUAAGAUUAAAAAUCUAUAUUAGAAUUAGAAAAAUGAAAUUCUGGCCGCUCGGGUGGCGCAGCGGUAAAAACACAUGCUGGACACAUGAACAACGAUUGGCCUGUUGUUCAGAUAUGGGCGGGACUAAGCCAGAUGGGGUCUCUCUCUCUCAUGACUGGUGCAAUUACGACCUCUGCUGGCUGAUGGAUGCCGCCUGCACAGAGAUGAGAAAAGAGUGCUCUCAGGGUGUUUCUCUCCGUACUCAACACUGAGCUGCACUGCACUCGCCAAAGUGUAGGUGAUCAGAUGCAUACGGCAUGCUGCCCACAUGUCAGAGGGGGCGUGGAUUAGCUUCGUUCUCAGGGAUCGGCAUUAGUGGAGAGGAAGCACGAUGCAAUCGGGCAAUUGGACAAGUUAAAAAGGGGAGAAAAUGCAUAAACAAAAUAUAUAUAUUAAAAAAAUGAAAUUAUCUUUCUAUUUCUUUAAUGUACUUACAUUUCAAAACUAAUGCCACGUGUGCCUCCAGUACAUUCUUUGACCAGUUUUAUUUAUUGGCACUAUGAAAACCUAGUGCUGCCUAGCAAAGCCACCAAGUUUACAGAAACUUCUAGGUUUAAAUUUGAGUGAAGACUUUGUUCUCCACUCAUUAUCACUGUUCUUUACUUUUUUCCACACAAACACUUCAUAUAAAACAAUACCAACCGGUGUGAUGUGUCACUAAAGGGCAUUUUUGUAAUUUACUGUAGAUUUGUAAAAGGAACUUUUUAAACGUGAUAAUUUUGACUUUCUAAUAUAUUAAUAUGUAUUUUAAUUUAUUUUUUCCACCGUACUUGUAUUGACCCUUGCACUGUUAUAGCACAUAGCAGUGACCAGUGUUACUGAAGCCACGUCUCAAAUAGUGUACUAAUGCAUAUUUUUAGUACAGGUGAUGUAUUCACCCUUAACAAGGUGCAGUCUACUUCUGACACUUGAUGUAAAUUGGGAUAUACAGGCUGAACAUUUUGGAAUUUUAUUGGAUGGAGUUCUGGCCUGGUGUAGUGGACGUCAGGUAAAGCACAUUAAUUUGUAAUUUAAUAUUGAUACAAGAUGGUCAGCUGGACUAAAAAUACAAUGCACAGUACUCGAUUUGAGACUGAGACUUACGUAGUGUUUUUCCUGUUAUGUACAAAUAUGUAUUUUGUAUAAUUUGCAUGUGAUCAAUUCAAAAUGAAAUUUUGAUGCAAAUAAAAUGGUGGAUUUAA
Messenger RNA from Trichomycterus rosablanca, 4621 nucleotides. RefSeq names its product glycerol kinase (gene gk). Bases 47 to 1732 code for a protein of 561 amino acids. The record is from RefSeq and is a predicted model, not a curated record. NCBI's taxonomy places the organism in Eukaryota, Metazoa, Chordata, Actinopteri, Siluriformes, Trichomycteridae. The transcript is spliced from 20 exons. Gene Ontology annotation, molecular function: glycerol kinase activity. Gene Ontology annotation, biological process: glycerol metabolic process; triglyceride metabolic process; glycerol-3-phosphate biosynthetic process. Gene Ontology annotation, cellular component: mitochondrion.